This is a messenger RNA of Cornus florida, 1397 nucleotides long. RefSeq lists its product as uncharacterized. The record is from RefSeq and is a predicted model, not a curated record. The coding region runs from base 125 to 1297 and encodes 390 amino acids. NCBI's taxonomy places the organism in Eukaryota, Viridiplantae, Streptophyta, Magnoliopsida, Cornales, Cornaceae. The transcript is spliced from 2 exons.
AUAUACAAACCAUCGUCAUUUUUGUCUAACCCAUUGGCCAUUACCCCCAUUUCCAAUUAUCCCACCCCCACACACUCUACCUCGCCGGAAAAGGUAAGAUUUGGGUCAUAUAUAUUCCCGGAAAAUGCCGAUCCUCUCGCAAAGCUCAAGUAACUGGAUGUUGUCGAUCAAAGUUGUGUUCUUAUCGACAGGUGUUCUGUCCAUGGCGGUGAUUUUGAAGCUGUCUGUUCCGGUGAUCACAGAGUUUGCGGUCUCUGAAGUUCCUUCAAUUUGGAGCUUUGUGGUUUCGUGGCUCAGACCACCGUAUCUCUACCUCAUCAUCAACUUAAUCAUCAUCACCAUCCUCGCUUCUUCUAAACUACAGCACAAGGUCGAUUACUCGCCGCCGGUACCGAUCAAUGUUAUCGGAGAUGUUCGGACAGAUUUUCCGGUCGCAUACAACCAUACUUAUACUUCGCCGGAAGUAAGCCCGGAGUUUGGAUAUGGUUACGAUGCGAAUGCCGAUGGGAAAUCAGCUGCUUCCGGACUUGAUGUGUACGGUCAACUUGAUUCGGAGAUGAAGACGAGUACAACGACGACGACGAACGCUUUGGACAACAAUACUUAUACUUCGCCGGAAGUAAGCCCGGAGUUUGGAUACGGUUACGAUGCGAAUGCCGACGUGAAAUCAUCAGCUGCUUCCGGACUUGAUGUGUACGGUCAACUCGAUUCGAAGAUGAAGACGACGACUACAACGACGACGAAUGCUUUGGAUAAGGAGAUGAAUGAGAGUCAUGAUAAGCUUGUGGUAUCGAUGUCGUCGAACACGACCUCAAAUAAAAGGUCGGCGGAAUAUUCGUUUUCCACCGAGAAACCCCUUGUUUCUGCGAGAUUCGGUCACCGGAAAACUAUUAAAGCUAGUCCUCCUGAAGGUGGAAGGACACUGGGAGUAGCGUCGAAGCCAAAGAGAAACGACACGCUGGAGGCCACGUGGAAGACGAUAACGGACGGACGUCCGAUGCCCUUGACGAGGCAUCUCAGGAAGUCCGACACCUGGGAGACUCCUCCUUCUCAAGCCCUCCACGUCACUACUCCACAUCAUCACAUGACCAAAUCAGAGACCUUCACCGCUAACAAUAACUCUCCGCUGAGUCGGUCGUCCGGUUCGGGGAAACUCAGGAAAGAACCGUCUCCGAGUCAGGACGAGUUGAAUCGCCGGGUCGAAGCCUUCAUCAACAAAUUCAAUGAGGACAUGAGGUUGCAGAGGCAGGAGUCUCUCAAUCAGUUCAUGGAGAUGAUCAACCGUGGGGCCCACUAAAGAUUUCUUUGGAUAAAUUUUGUAAAAAAAUGAAUGAAGGGUUGCUUUAUAUUCAUAUAUAUAAAUAAUAUAAAAUAUUUAGAGGAUGUUUACAAUUUCA